AUGGUCACAACCUCUAGCAUUAGAAGGGCCCUUGUAGCGACGGACUAUUACCUCCACAACCUGUCCGAGUUUCAGUCGUAUCACCUGGUAUAUGUUGAUGAAUCCGGCAGUGAUAAACGGGUCGGGUUCAGGCGCACCGGUUGGGCAACUCUUGGUAGAGCUCCUUUGCAAGUAACACAGUUUCAUCGCGACCAGCGAUAUCAGAUGCUGCCCGAGUAUGCCCAAGAUGGAAUCGUUCUCUCGCGAGUCUUCCGCGGCUCUACGGAUGCUAUCGUGUUCAAGAACUUCAUAGCUCAGCUACUCCAGCAUUGCGGAAGAUGGCCAGAACCUAAGUCCGUUCUUGUGAUGGACAACGCAUCAUUUCACCACUCAGAGCGUCUCGCACAAAUGUGUGUGGAUGCUGGGGUGAAGUUGGUUUAUCUGCCGCCAUAUUCGCCCUCAACCCAAUUGAAGAAUUCUUUACCGAGCUUAAAAGUUUUAUCAAGCGUGACUGGAGUCGCUAUGAGAGAGACCCCGGCCAAGGCUUUGAUAUUUUCCUCGAAUGGUGUAUCAAUGUGGUCGGUGCAAAAGAAGAGAGUGCCAAAGGCCAUUUUCGCCAUGCGGGAUUGA
Penicillium concentricum is the source of this 609-nucleotide messenger RNA. RefSeq lists its product as uncharacterized. The transcript has 2 exons. Bases 1 to 609 code for a protein of 202 amino acids. Gene Ontology annotation, molecular function: nucleic acid binding. The record is from RefSeq and is a predicted model, not a curated record. NCBI's taxonomy places the organism in Eukaryota, Fungi, Ascomycota, Eurotiomycetes, Eurotiales, Aspergillaceae.